CAGUUCAAUGAAGACAUGAUCCCGACGGUGGGCUUUAACAUGAGGAAGAUCACCAAGGGGAACGUUACCAUAAAGCUCUGGGACAUCGGUGGCCAACCGCGGUUCCGCAGCAUGUGGGAGCGGUACUGCCGUGGAGUGAGUGCCAUCGUGUACAUGGUGGAUGCUGCUGACCAGGAGAAGAUAGAGGCCUCCAAGAAUGAACUGCACAACCUGCUUGACAAGCCACAGCUCCAGGGCAUCCCGGUCCUGGUGCUGGGGAACAAGCGAGACCUGCCUGGUGCCUUGGAUGAGAAGGAGCUCAUUGAGAAGAUGAACCUCUCUGCCAUCCAGGACCGAGAGAUUUGUUGCUACUCCAUUUCUUGCAAAGAAAAGGACAACAUCGACAUCACCCUACAGUGGCUUAUCCAGCACUCGAAGUCUAGGAGAAGCUGAGAUCCCUCAGACCAUGGCUCAGAUCAGGAAGAUGCCAUUGUACAAGUCCCUGCCCCUCCUCUCCUGCUCUGUCCCUCCAGCUCUCUCUCUAGUUGGGUAUUUUUAGGGGACCCUAGACUCCACUCGCCUUGAGGUGGAGCCCUUGUUUUUAUUGUAAAGAAAAUGUCCAACUCCGCCCUCCUCCUCUCUCUGUCUCUUCCUCCCAUUUUUGGCACUGUUUUGUUGUCUGUGUAUACAGUAUAUAUAUAUAUGUAUAUAUAUUUUAAUUUUUUAAUUUAAGCGAUAGCACUGUUACUGAACUGGGCCCUGGGAGCAGUGGGAAAGCUGUGGGUGCCCUGAGGCUGGCCAGGG
This is a messenger RNA of Chaetura pelagica (chimney swift), 783 nucleotides long. RefSeq names its product ADP-ribosylation factor-like 8A (gene ARL8A). The record is from RefSeq and is a predicted model, not a curated record. The coding region runs from base 16 to 432 and encodes 138 amino acids. Gene Ontology annotation, biological process: protein transport; anterograde axonal transport. Gene Ontology annotation, molecular function: GTPase activity; GTP binding. The transcript is spliced from 6 exons. Gene Ontology annotation, cellular component: lysosomal membrane. Lineage: Eukaryota; Metazoa; Chordata; Aves; Apodiformes; Apodidae.